Molecule: messenger RNA, 3111 nt
Organism: Knipowitschia caucasica
Lineage: Eukaryota; Metazoa; Chordata; Actinopteri; Gobiiformes; Gobiidae
Source: the annotation of a GenBank genome assembly
AUGUCAGAAAGCCCGAGCAACGAAGAACAGCGCGAGGAACAGUUACAGACGGAACUUGAUGAAGCCGGGGGAGCUGAGGAGAAAUCUGACUCUGAUGCGGGAAAAGAGUCUUCCUCUGAGGCAGGGGGUGAUGGACUUGAUGCACCGUCCUCCUCCUUUUCUCCAUCCAAAGUAUCUUCCGCCGGCUAUGAAGAGAAAGUGCAAACUGAUCGGACCAACAGGUUUGAAUACUUGUUGAAGCAGACAGAGCUGUUUGCCCAUUUCGUUCAGCCGGCUGGACAGAAGACCCCCACAUCCCCUCUGAAGAUGAAACCAGGGCGCCCCCGCAUCAAGAAGGAUGAGAAGCAGAACCUGAUCUUGGCUGGAGAUAACCGUCACCGGCGCACCGAGCAAGAGGAAGACGAGGAGCUGCUGAGUGAGAGCACCAAGACGACAAACGUGUGCACGCGCUUCGACGACUCUCCUUCUUAUGUCAAGUCCGGAAAGAUGAGGGAUUACCAGAUCCGUGGGUUGAACUGGCUCAUUUCUUUAUACGAAAAUGGAAUUAACGGCAUUCUUGCUGAUGAAAUGGGUUUGGGGAAAACACUGCAGACCAUUUCUUUACUUGGCUACAUGAAGCAUUAUCGUAGCAUCACGGGUCCACACAUGGUGCUUGUGCCCAAGUCCACCCUCUACAACUGGAUGAACGAGUUCAAGCGCUGGGUGCCCUCCUUGCGCGCCGUGUGCCUCAUUGGGGACCGGGACCAGAGGAACGCACUGAUCCGGGACGUGCUGCUGCCGGGAGAAUGGGACGUUUGCGUCACGUCCUACGAAAUGCUGAUCAUCGAGAAGGCCGUGUUCAAGAAGUUUAACUGGAGAUAUCUUGUCAUUGACGAGGCGCACAGAAUCAAGAAUGAGAAAUCCAAGUUGUCUGAAAUCGUGCGAGAGUUCAAAACCACAAACCGUUUGCUGCUGACCGGAACACCGCUGCAGAACAACCUGCACGAGCUCUGGGCACUGCUCAACUUCCUGCUGCCCGAUGUGUUCAACUCCUCUGAGGACUUUGACUCGUGGUUUGACACCAAUAACUGCCUGGGCGACCAGAAACUGGUUGAACGUCUUCACACCGUCUUGCGUCCUUUCUUGUUGCGGCGUAUCAAGGCUGACGUAGAGAAAAGCCUUCUACCGAAGAAGGAAAUAAAGAUGUAUAUCGGCCUGAGCAAGAUGCAGCGAGAGUGGUACACAAAGAUCCUGAUGAAGGACAUUGACAUCCUGAAUUCAGCCGGUAAGACGGACAAGAUGCGCCUGCUGAACAUCCUCAUGCAGCUGAGAAAGUGCUGCAAUCACCCGUAUCUGUUCGACGGAGCGGAGCCGGGCCCCCCCUACACCACCGACCUCCAUCUGGUGGUCAACGCUGGCAAGAUGGUGGUGCUGGACCGACUGCUGCCCAAGCUCAAGGAGCAAGGUUCCCGUGUGCUCAUCUUCAGCCAGAUGACCAGGGUGCUGGACAUCUUGGAGGACUACUGUAUGUGGAGGAACUACUGCUACUGUCGUCUAGACGGGCAAACGCCGCAUGAAGAAAGACAGAUCUCAAUCAAUGCGUUCAAUGAACCCAACAGCAGCAAGUUCCUCUUUAUGCUGAGCACCCGAGCCGGAGGUCUGGGCAUCAACCUGGCCACCGCAGACGUGGUCAUUCUGUACGACUCAGACUGGAAUCCGCAAGUGGACCUGCAGGCCAUGGACCGCGCUCACAGGAUCGGUCAGCAGAAGCAGGUGCGUGUCUUCAGGUUCAUCACGGAGAACACGGUGGAGGAGAGGAUCGUGGAGAGGGCCGAGAUGAAACUACGCUUGGACUCCAUCGUGAUCCAGCAAGGGCGUCUGGUGGACCCCAGUGCCAACAAGCUGGGGAAGGAUGAGAUGCUGUCCAUUAUCCGUCACGGUGCCACACACGUGUUCUCCUCGAAGGAGAGCGAGAUCACUGAUGAUGACAUUGAUGCCAUCCUGGAGAGGGGAGUGAAGAAGACUGCAGAGAUGUCGGAGAAGCUGUCUUCCCUCGGAGAAAGCUCUUUGAGAAACUUCACCAUGGAUACGGGGGACAGCAGUGUCUACACGUUUGAGGGAGAGGACUACAGGGAAAAGAAAAAGGUCAUUACCAACUGGAUUGAGCCCCCCAAAAGAGAAAGGAAAGCAAACUAUGCUGUGGACGCCUACUUCAGAGAAGCUCUGAGAGUCAGUGAGCCUAAAGCUCCAAAGGCUCCACGUCCUCCUAAGCAGCCAAAUGUUCAGGACUUCCAGUUCUUUCCCCCACGCCUGUUUGAACUUCUUGAGAAGGAAAUCCUCUUCUACAGAAAGACUAUAGGCUACAAGGUUCCACGUAACCCGGAAGUUCCAAAUUCAGCUCAGGUCCAGAAAGAGGAGCAGGGAAAGAUCGACGAGGCAGAGACGCUAACAGAGGAGGAGCUGGAGGAGAAGGAAAAUCUGUUGCAGCAGGGUUUUACUGCUUGGAACAAACGUGACUUUAAUCAGUUCAUCAAAGCCAAUGAGAAGUGGGGACGUGACGACAUCGAGAACAUCGCCAGAGAGGUGGAGGGUAAAACUCCCGAGGAGGUCAUGGAAUAUUCAGCUGUGUUCUGGGAGCGUUGCAACGAGCUCCAAGACAUUGAGAAGAUCAUGGCUCAGAUCGAGAGGGGAGAAGCCCGGAUUCAAAGGCGGAUCAGCAUCAAAAAAGCACUUGACUCAAAGAUCGGCCGCUACAAGGCUCCGUUCCACCAGCUCCGCAUCUCCUACGGCACAAACAAAGGCAAGAACUACACCGAGGAGGAGGACCGUUUCCUCAUCUGCAUGCUCCACAAGCUCGGCUUCGACAAGGAGAGCGUCUACGAUGAGCUGCGCCAGUGCAUCCGCAACUCCCCACAGUUCCGCUUCGACUGGUUCCUCAAGUCCAGAACGGCCAUGGAGCUGCAGAGACGCUGUAACACUCUGAUCACGUUAAUCGAGAGGGAGAACAUGGAGCUGGAGGAGCGGGAGAAGGCGGAGAAGAAGAAGCGAGGCCCCAAAACGGCAUCUGCUCAGAAGAGGAAGUCGGAAGGAACUCCAGAUGCUCGAGGGCGCAAGAAGAAACUCAAGUUGUAA